Messenger RNA from Parnassius mnemosyne (clouded apollo), 780 nucleotides. NCBI's taxonomy places the organism in Eukaryota, Metazoa, Arthropoda, Insecta, Lepidoptera, Papilionidae. The record is from the annotation of a GenBank genome assembly.
AUGCAGACAGGUAAGAAGACUGGACGGACGCACACUGGGAAUGUGUCGAGAGAUGAGAAACGCGCCGAAUCUCAAGCUUUAGCAUUCAAAGCUGAUCAAGGGAGCAUAAUUAGUCACUCAUCAGUGAAUGCCUCAUAUCGGAGCUCAGAGGCUGUACGCGAUAUAAUGCAAACUAACAAUGCGAAAUCAAUGCGGUGGAGCAACAGCGAGGAGACAAUAGACAAAACUGAUGGAGAGUCCAGUUAUUCAUCAUUUAGUUCAUCGUUCUUCAAAACUGAAUUCGGCAGUGGGGCUCAAAGCAGUGACUCUAAAAAGGAUUUCGGAAAAGAAGGAAAAAAGAGUGCAUUCGAUAACGGCCACGGAUACUGGUCAGCAUUCGAAACGGAACAGUUGAAAAACAGUGCUAUAAGAAAAAUGGAACCACCAUGGAUGGAACACGUUUGUGUUACUUCGGAAUUGAUCUAUAAAUAUCAGAUUCUUACAAAGAGCAUGGAUGAAGUACUGUCGGGUGACAAACAUAAAAUAAAAACCCUUGAACAGCCAUCAUUGGUGAAUGAGCAGUUAAGUCAGCUUUAUUUGGACCUUCAGUUGGAAGGCGUCGCAGCAAGAUUGACACUUGAAGAGGGCAUUACCAGUUCAAGUAGUUCUGGUGAAGAGUCUAUUGCCAGAGCAUCAAAGGGCCAUAGAAAGAAGCGGGAGUACAGCAAAUUGAUGAUGAUAUACGAAGAGAACGCACCACUUCCACCUCCAGACACACCAUCCGAGACAUCAACCUCUUAA